Molecule: messenger RNA, 783 nt
Organism: Cuscuta epithymum
Lineage: Eukaryota; Viridiplantae; Streptophyta; Magnoliopsida; Solanales; Convolvulaceae
Source: the annotation of a GenBank genome assembly
GGAGAAAGAAUAAAAUGUUGGAAAAAAAUGAGGAUUUUGGGUUGGUGGAUAGCCGGUCAGUAGCUACUGCUCAGGGAUACCCGACCGAGCUUUCCCCUGGCCCGACCGGAUCUGUUGCCCAGCUGCCUGAUGCUGCUGCCAGCCCGACCGAAUGCUGCCCUGACCCGAUCGGGUAUAAAGAGCAGAAUUCUUCCAAGGGGCCUGCCAGCGACGAAAUGGCUGCUGCCAGGAAAAAAGCUUUGACAACGCCAACCCAGGGGCUGUCCAAAGAUGUUGAUAAGGAUUCCGAGGCCGGUUUGAUAGAUACCGAAAGGAUUGUGAUGGAUGAAAAAGAUUUGAAGCUAAAUGAUGUUGUCAUCAAAUGUGCGGUCAUAAACGGUCAUCAACUAGUAUGGAGAACAACAAUCAAUGAUAUGUGAAUCACAAUCCUGAUUGAGAGAAAUUUGAUAAAUCUUCCGUGAGGCACUCGGACAAUGAUGUCAAUACGGGUGAAUACGGGAGAAGAAAUGAUAAGAAGUAAAGACAAAUAAUAUGAUGUAUAAAUGUAGUAAAUUGAAAUAAUAGAUUGAAUUGUAUAUUUGUUAUGACACUAUCAUAUAUUAUUUUUUGUUGCUUCCUAUUGUAUCACAUAUAUUGGAUUUUGUUGCAUCGUGUUUCAUUUUGUUGCAUCUUGUUACUUUUUGUUGUACCAUGUUUCUUAUUAUUGUUUAUAUUUAGUAUUUUGUUGUUUUAUGUUGUAUCACAUGUAUUGCAUUUUGUUGCACCGUGUUUCAUUUUGUUGCA